GCCUUAAUAAGCAUAAACCAUACGGAAGAAAGACCUUUAUACAUAGUCUUCAGAAAUUUAAACACACAAAAAUCUGCUAGAAAUUUAUCCUUUUUUUUUCAUUUGGAAACAGAAAAUAAAUAUGGACUCUUUCUUAAUGUGGCAAUUGCUAUUCUGAAAUUUAAUUAUCUAUUUAUCUCCUCCUUUCCAUUAAUGGUGAAUACAAACUAAUUUCAGCUUUGCCAGUAAAAAGCCACGUGGCGUUAUCUAUCACCGGCCAAAAUCUCCUACAACCUCGGCGACUUGCAUGGUGAAUAUCAACGAGCACCAAAGAAACUACAUUCACUAAACAAACAAAAUACAGCAGAAGGACAAUAAAGAAACAAAAAAAAAAAUAUAUCAAAGUCAGAGGAGAAGAAAGGAGACGACGAGGAAACAAAAACAAAAACAAAGCAACCCUCGUUCUCUUCCGCUUUUCUCUCUUCAUAUCUUUUUGUCUUUAUUUCUACGUUUUCUAAUUAUUUUUUUCUUAUAUACAUUUUAAUAAAUCGUAAAAAAAUGGGUUCGAGUAAACUUAAACGAGCCAUAGGAGCCGUGAAGGACCAAACCAGCGUCGGUCUAGCCAAAGUCAACGGUCGUAGCGCUUCUCUAUCAGAGCUUGACGUAGCCAUCGUCAAAGCGACUCGUCACGAAGAGUACCCCGCGGAAGAAAAAUACAUAAGAGAGAUUCUUAGCCUAACUUCUUACUCACGCAACUACAUCAACGCAUGCGUCAACACGCUUUCUAGACGCCUCAACAAAACCAAAUGCUGGACCGUUGCUCUCAAAACCUUGAUCUUGAUCCAACGUCUCUUAGCAGAAGGAGACAAGGCUUAUGAGCAGGAGAUCUUCUUCGCUACCCGACGUGGGACAAGACUUCUCAACAUGUCUGACUUUAGAGAUGUUUCUAGGUCAAAUUCGUGGGACUAUUCUGCUUUUGUAAGGACCUACGCGUUGUACCUAGAUGAAAGGCUUGAUUUUAGGAUGCAAACGAGGCACGGGAAACGUGGAGUUUACUGCGUUGGAGGAGGAGAUGCGGUGGAAGAUGAGAAAGAUAAGCCUGAAGCUGAUCUCUCCACGGCUAUAGUGGUUAGGUCACAACCCAUCGCAGAGAUGCAAACAGAGAAGAUUUUCACCAGAGUACAGCAUUUACAGCAACUUCUUGACCGUUUCUUGGCUUGUCGUCCAACAGGUGGCGCGAGGAACAACAGAGUUGUGAUUGUGGCUCUGUAUCCUAUAGUGAAGGAGAGCUUCCAGAUAUAUUACGAUGUAACUGAGAUGAUGGGGAUUCUGAUCGAACGGUUCAUGGAGUUAGACAUACCUGAUUCGAUCAAGGUCUAUGACAUUUUCUGUCGGGUCUCAAAACAGUUUGAAGAGCUAGAUCAGUUCUAUUCCUGGUGUAAGAACAUGGGGAUCGCUAGGUCUUCCGAGUAUCCAGAGAUAGAGAAGAUCACACAGAAGAAGCUUGAUCUCAUGGAUGAGUUUAUAAAAGACAAAUCCACUUUAGACCAGACCAAGGAAUCACAAUCUGUUGAAGAGGAUGAUGAUGAGAGAGCAGAGGAGGAAGAAGAUAUGAAUGCUAUCAAGGCCUUACCUGCACCUCCACCAAAAGAAGAGGAAGAGGAAGAAGAACAACCCGAGGAGGAAGUGAUAAUAGAGAAGAAGCAAGAAGAAGUUGGUGAUUUGCUGGAUCUUGUGGAUAUAAACGGUGGUGAAGCUUUAGAAGCUGGAGAUAGCUUAGCAUUGGCUUUAUUCGAUGGCCCUUACGCGAGCGGUUCUGGCUCAGAGACCGGUCCUGGAUGGGAAGCGUUUAAUGAUGAUGGAGCAGAUUGGGAGACAGCUUUGGUGCAAACAGCUACAAAAUUAUCAGGACAAAAGACGGAACUCGGAGGAGGCUUUGAUAUGCUGCUUCUCAACGGAAUGUAUCAGCAUGGCACUGUGAACGCUGCUGUGCAAACCUCCACGGCUUAUGGAGCUAGCGGAAGUGCAAGCAGUAUGGCAUUUGGUUCUGCAGGAAGACCAGCAGCAACCAUGCUGGCACUUCCAGCACCAGCAACGGCUAAUGGAAACAGCAAUGGCACUGUACCAAUGGAUCCAUUUGCAGCGUCCUUGGAGGUUGCGCCGCCAGCGUAUGUGCAGAUGAAUGAUAUGGAGAAGAAACAGAGAAUGUUGAUGGAAGAGCAGAUGAUGUGGGAUCAAUACUCAAGAGAAGGAAGACAAGGACACAUGAAUUUAAGGCAAAACCAAAACAAACCUAGUUACUCCUACACACCUCAAUAUUGAUUCUGCAUCAUGGAAGGAGUUCUUUAGUUGUGUCAGCUUUUUUUUUGGGGUUUAUUCUUUUUGCAAAUUCAAACAUUUCUUCUGUUCUUGGGUCAGAUUCAUUGGGGAGGGGGGCAUAUAAGAGGUUUGCUUCUGUAAUUGUAAUCUCUGAUGUAACUUUACAAGAUAAACUUAAAUACUGUAUUUAAUAUGACUUGAAGGCAUCAACAACUCCUCGUAUCUCUCGGCAUCAUCCUGAGCAUGUAUGUAAUCCAGAUAACUCAAAUGUGGCCAAGAAGGAAGCACAAACACAGUUCAAGAAUCCACGACCAAAGAUGAUGGAUGAUUGGCUGGCAUUGUAGCCAUCUCUUGAAGCUCUUGUUCUGAAUGGUUUAGUUGCGAAUUUCAAACAGUUGCACAUAUUAACCAAAAACUUCGUAAUAUUAUACAAUUGUUUUUCUUCCUCUUUUAAGGUAAUUUUAGUUUUACGUAAUAUA
Messenger RNA from Brassica napus (rape), 2777 nucleotides. Its product is annotated as putative clathrin assembly protein At1g03050. The transcript has 3 exons. The record is from RefSeq and is a predicted model, not a curated record. Bases 538 to 2301 code for a protein of 587 amino acids. Gene Ontology annotation, molecular function: SNARE binding; clathrin heavy chain binding; phosphatidylinositol-4,5-bisphosphate binding. NCBI's taxonomy places the organism in Eukaryota, Viridiplantae, Streptophyta, Magnoliopsida, Brassicales, Brassicaceae. Gene Ontology annotation, cellular component: clathrin-coated vesicle; clathrin-coated pit. Gene Ontology annotation, biological process: clathrin-dependent endocytosis; clathrin coat assembly; vesicle budding from membrane.